Molecule: messenger RNA, 3489 nt
Organism: Paraphaeosphaeria sporulosa
Lineage: Eukaryota; Fungi; Ascomycota; Dothideomycetes; Pleosporales; Didymosphaeriaceae
Product: Het-C-domain-containing protein
Exons: 4
Coding region: 290-3340 (1016 amino acids)
Source: RefSeq, a predicted model, not a curated record
AUGUUACGCCACGUAUCGUGGCUGUGCGCAGGCCAAGACACCCCUCCUUAUGUCAUGGCGUUGCGGGGCAGCAGGGCAGCCUCUGAGAGCUGAAACAGACGUUGCGUCAACUGAUCAACAACAACUGAUCAGACCCCUAUUGCUACACGCUGCUCCUACACUGUCUGGCCUGCAACACUCUCUCACCUGGCGCACUCUCUAUUCGUGUAUUGAUACUCCCCACUCCUGGAACCGCGUUCUACAAUUUGCGCAGCUUGAAGGCAGGAGCUCCGCUUCCCCCGCCUGCAAAAUGCCUCGCCAGCUCGCAUUCAGCGACAUGUGGCUGCCAUGCCUCAUCCUUCUCGUGCUCUGGGCGCGCCCGACGGCGGCGUUUGGCGCAGGCAACAUCGCCAGCCUGAGCAAGAUCGAGGGGCAGAAUUGGCGCCAUGGAGACAUCGAGGACACGCUGCUCACGCUGCUCAUCUCGUCUCGCACGGGCAAGAAGUUCAGCAAGAUGGACGUCAAGAGGGUCUACUUUGGCAAUUGGCUGCGUGAUUACUCGCAGGCCGUCGAUGUCGGCACCGUCAAGAUGGUGUCGGCCGAGGCGAUUCGCAUCCUGCUCUGGGUCCUGGGCUUCCUGAGCUUUGGCUACGGGACAAAGGAGUUUGAGGUUACCAGGGACAGGCUGGGGUGCUACCGCCCCGAGGAGCACAUUGACAACCCCAAGGACUACGCCGACAACCUCGAUGCGCGCGACUACGACCGCCGACUACGCGGGCCCGUCGAUGAGAGGCGCGAGCUGGCCGUCGAUGAGCGCACCGGCCUGAAGAACUACAUUGCAUCGGAGGACCUGGGCAUCACAACGUCAGCUGGCAUGGUCCGCGACCUGCUCCGCCGCUGCAUCGACCUUGGACGGCGUUCUGGCGGCCGUGGACCAGACUUCUACGAAGCCCUGCGACUCCUCGGAACGGCUACGCACUGUCUCGAGGACUACUCGGCCCACUCCAACUACACCGAGCUCUGUCUAAUCGAACUCGGUGCUCGCGAUGUCUUCCCGCACGUAGGCAGGAACGCCAGGUUUCAGAUCGAGGGCGUGCGCAACCCCGUCUAUCCUAUCAUUACUGGAACCUUUGGUGGUGUUGACUUCUUGCACUCCGUGUGCGGAGAAAUCACCGACAAGGCCACGCAGUCUGAACUUCAAGAGCUCGAAGGCGCCAUCAACGACGCCGACCGCAAGCAGAACAAGAGCGCCAUCAAGGAUCUCCUCGCAAAGUUGCCCAGCGGCAUCUUUGGUGACAAGGACCAAGCCGGAAAGGCUGACGAGCUCGAGGCAAACGCGCAAGCAGCCAAGAUGGACAACAUGCACAUUAGCCCCAAGGAGCCGGAGGAGUUUACCCAGCAGCUGGAUGCACUCGUGAAGCAGAUCUACCCCAUCAUGGAGUUCCACGAUGAAAUCAUGCAGUCCAUCUCAGAGUUCAUGGAGAACAUCCCAGUCCUCCCCGAGCUCAUCGAGCAGCUCCAGGAGCAAGUCAACAUCUUUGUGUUCAGUCUACUUGCUCCUUUCGUUGUACCCAUCAUCUCUCAGGUCAAGACGGAGCUCGAGACUGGUUCCAGCGAGGUCAUUGCCAGCUCGCGCGAGAAGCAGCACAUUGUCUUCAACGACGAUGACUCGACCGAUCCUACUCACAGUAUGCUUUCCAAGGAUCACUUCAGCAACUUGCUGAACGAGCCCGCUGGAAGAGUUGCGUCUGAAGUCCUGAAGUGGGCAGUCCCUCAGGUCGUUGCCUGCUGGGAUGGCGAAGCCGACCCGGAGCAGACCAUUGACACCAUAAUUCAAGCUGUAUUCCAUCACCCUGCGCAGCUUACUCACCGGGACCGUCGUGUCGAGCAGGGCCGUAACGUCAUGUUCAACACUGUCAGGCAGUGGUGGGAAGAGAAAGGAGAUGGCCAGCGUCAACUCCUCAGGCAGCUUAGCCGCGAAGGUGUCCAGCAAGGCUUGAACCACAAGGAAGGCCCGAAGGACUCUGGCCACGGAUGCUGCAAGCCGCUCGGCAUGGCCAAUGACUUCUCCUUCGGAGGUAAGAGUGGUGGAGGCAAUGCCCAAGCCCAGCAGAUCGGCAACCAGGCCGGAAAGCUGGCCAGCGAGGCCGUCGGCGGUGGCGCUCUCGGUGGCCUUGUUGGAGGCCUUGUUGGUGGCAUCGGUGGUUCUCUCCUUGGAGGUGCAUUCGGAGAUGACGAGAAGCAGAGCAAGAAGGAAAAGAAGUAUGGUGACGAUGGUUCAUACACCCAGUCUUACUCUGAGUCUGGCCACCACAAGAAGAGCUCUCGCGACGACUCUGAGCGCUAUGGGCAGGCCUCCUACGAGCAGACGCAAUACCCUGGUGGUGGACGCCGCGAGGAGUACUCUCGCCACGAGCAGGAUACGAGCGGCGGAUCGUACGGUUACGAGCAACGCGUCGAGACAAGCAGCUAUGGUGGCUCAGGCGGCUACGAGCGACACGAGGAGCGCCGCUAUGAGAGCGGUGGCCAAACUCGCAUCGAAGAGUCUCGCGAAGGCUUCGAUCGCGAGGGAGAAUACUACAAGGAAGAGAAGAAGAAGACCAAAAAGUACGGUAAGAAGUCUGAAGACGAGGACUCAAACGACGAAGACGACUACGAGAAGCGCGCAAGGAAGGAGCGCAAGCGUCGCGAAAAGGAGGAGAAGAAGAAAUACAAGCAGGGUAGUGAUGACGAGCGCUCUGGCGACGAUGCUUACAAGCGGCGUUCAGGAGAGCACAAGCGCCACGGCAGCCCCAAACAGCACUCGGGCGGCUACUCAGGCGCGAGCGGCGGCUACGGCGAGGAGCGAAGGUACGGCGAGGAGCCCCGUCGUGAGGAGAGCAGCGGCUACGGACGCCAGGAGCAGUCUUCCUACGGCCGUCAGGAACAGUCCGGAUACGGGCGCCAGGAGCAGUCAAGCUAUGGCGGCGACUCGUAUAACUCUGGCGGCGGAGGCUACGGCGGUCGACAGGAGCAAUCGCAGUCCAGCUACGGCGGCGACUCUUACUCUUCCGGCGGCGGAGCUAGUUAUGGACGCCAGGAACAGUCUGGCUACGGCAAGUCUGAGUACGGGCGCCAGGAGUCCUCCAGCUACGGCCGUCAAGAGCAGCCUUCGUAUGGCUCUGAGAGCUACGGCGGGCGCCCUCCCCCACCGGGAGGCUUCGGAGGGGAGUCUGAAGCGGAGGCAGCAGUAUGGCGAGGAGGGCGGGUAUGGACGCAGGUACUAGGUUUGGACCUGAGCACCUGGGUACCCUGUUGGUUAGGCAUGCGGGUGGGUUGGUACCAUACUGAGCGGAGCGGAGCUGCGCUGCGAGGCAGGUAGAUACAGCACCACGAUUGACGGCCUCAGUAAAGAAACAAGUAAAAGCGUUUUCGAUCGCCAUUUGCUGGAAUCUUGGCGCGUGAUGCUGUCGCGAAUUGUGGUCGUUGCGGACGAGACUUAAUGACGAACUAUCUUUACGAUAAUCUACC